This is a messenger RNA of Pan troglodytes (chimpanzee), 4844 nucleotides long. It is a transcript of the gene CFAP99, whose product is annotated as cilia and flagella associated protein 99. The record is from RefSeq and is a predicted model, not a curated record. NCBI's taxonomy places the organism in Eukaryota, Metazoa, Chordata, Mammalia, Primates, Hominidae. The transcript is spliced from 17 exons. The coding region runs from base 349 to 2289 and encodes 646 amino acids.
GAAAGGCAUGGCGGGGAGGUGGCGCCCAGGGCUUGGCGUCCCGGGCCGCGCCGCGGCGCCGUGCAUUGUGGGAGUUGUAGUCCACCCGAUGGCGCCGGAGCGUGCCGCCGGUUGCUAGGUGACGACGCCAAACAGCCGCGGCGUCCUGCCUACCGGGAGCUGACGGACGACGACUGCCAACACUUUAGCCCCAGCUGGCCCAGGAAACUGCUGCGGUGGCAGGUGGCGGCGGCAGGAGGGCUCGGCUGCCCCGAGCGCCCGCGAGGGCCUGAUGAAGAAACCGUCACCUUCCCGGGCAAAGCUGAGGGACGCUCAGAGGCUGGUUCGAGAGGCUUCUGCCCUAAGAAGAUGGCCUACUAUGGAAAAUGCAUUGAAACUGUGAUCGAGCAACUCGACAAAUUCACACCCAAGAGGGACAACCCUGAGCAGUUCCUGGAGGCUGCGGCCACCUCCCUGCAGGCUCUGAGCCCCCAGAAGCAGAGCUUUGUUUUGGAGGUUCUGUCUGGGUGCCUCGAGUACCGGAAGCUGCUGACCGUCGUGGUGGAUGCCUUCUACGUGGAAGAUGGCCGACUCUGCCUGCGGGUUGACCACAGCCGCUUCGAGGUGAUCUGCUACCUAGCCACAUUCCUGCUGGAGGAACUCGGCUUCCAGCUGUUCUGUAACAUCAUCAAGUCCCAGCCCGUGGAUAAGAUGUGCAAGUUCCUCAGGUUCUUCUUCAACCCCCUGCACCUGUGCUCAUGGAUCAAGGACGAGUGGAGCCUCAUCUACGAGCCGGCCCACGUGAAGGAGAACUGGAUUGACCCCCUGAUGAGAUGGCAGCCAGAGGUCCAGGAGCUGAUCAACCACCUGGAGGGCGUGUCUACCAGUCAAUCCUCUCCUUUAAAGACCAAGGCCAAGGUCACAGAGCCCAAGGAAUUCAACCUGACCGCCCCCAGGCCCCGCACCAUUCCAGCGCCCGAACCAGUCCCGGUCGUGGCCAAGCCGAGACCCGUCCCCCAGAGCACCUACCAGCCACCCAAGGAGCAGCAGCAGCUGGAGACAGUCAAGAGGUACAACCGCCGAAAGGCCGAGGAGCUGCUGCUGAGGGCAAACAUCGAGGAACUGCGCUGCGCCAUGCCCAGGUCCUGCAGGGAGUCAGCGCAGGGCUCCAAGCAGCAGCUGCGGCUUCAGUUCCCACCCCGAAUCCGAAAGACUCCGAAGCUGACCUUCUAUAGGCCUGACAACAUCCUGGUCAAGCUGAACACCACAGCCAUCCUGCGAGAAGGGGCCUUGUACCAGCGGCAGGUGGAGCAGGAGCUGCAGAGGGUUGAUAAGCUCGUGGAUGGGGCUGGGGACUUCUCUGAGUUCUUCGAGUGGCAGAAGAAGAUGCAGGCGAAGGACCGGGAGGAGCAGCUGGCUGCAAGCGAGUGCCGGCGGUUGCAAGGGAAGCUUAGCCAUGAGGAGGCCGUCCUAGCCCGGCAGAGCCUCAUGCAGGAGAACAAGCAGAGGGUGGAGCAGCAGAAGGAGCAGAUGGCCAAGCUGAUGCUGCAGCGUGCAGAGAGACGGCUCCGGGAGGACAGGUCCAGGAAGGAGCUGGUGGAGCAGGUGAUAGAGGGGCAGAAGAACGCCAAGGCGGCCCAGACGAAGCUCGCAAAGGGCCGACAGCAGACAGUUCAGGAGGCGAUCGAGGAGAGUAGGGGGCUGCUGCAGCGCAGGGCGCAGGCAGCCCAGGAGGAGCAGCGGCGCCGUUGUGAACUCAUCUCCCAGCUGCGCGCACUCGAGACACAGCCCACGCGCAAGGGCAAGCUCGUGGACCUGACCCAGAUCCCCGGCUACGGCCUGGAAGGAGAGAUGUCCAUAGUGGAGCUGCGAGAGCGGCUGGCCCUGCUCAAAGAGAAUCAGCGGCGCAAGGAGGAAGAAAAGCGGGAUCAAAUCAUUCAGGGCAAGCGCGCCAAGAGCCAGGAACUGCAGAACACGGUGGAGCAGAUCUCGCUGUGCCGUGCAGCCAUGGGGAGAUCCGCAGCCUUGAGGUGGGAGGAGAAGAAGGCCCUUGCGGCGGCCCCGGCGGCGCCCUCGCAGGACGAGCGCGUGCAGCAGCUGCGGCGCAGGAUCUCGGAGAGGGCGGCCGAGCGCAGCAGGCAGGCGGCCUUGCUGCACGUGUCGGCGCCGCGGACCGCGCGCCCCAAGCCCCGGGCGCAGCUAGAGGCGCAGCACUGGCUGGAGCUGGAGCGGAGCCGCGAGCGCAGGCUGCAGGCGCUGCAGCAGGGAGGCUCAGGACCCGGGCCCGCGCGCCGCCUGGAGGCCGCCUGAGCCGGGCCGAGCGCGCCCCACCCGCUUGCGGGCCACCCGCUACACCCACCGCCCCAAUAAAGCGUGCGGCCCGCGGUGCGCGCCUCCUCUUCCUUGGCCGGGCCCCCCUCGGCCCCGGCCCCCCUGCCUCCGCACCCCGACCGCACCCCUCUCCCUCCCUAGCGCCCGUCUGCCCAGAAAAGCAUUGCCGGAUAAAAGGCAGGACGCCCAGUUACUGCGUGGGGACAAACUUAGGCUAAAAAUGUAUCCUCUCCUUAUCGGGAAUUCAACUGAACUGGGCAUCCUGCAUUUUUAUAAGCGAAAUCUGGCCACCCCGGCCCAGGUCCUAGCACUUCCCUACAGCCUAGCAUAAGGCAUUCCUGGUGCGCACCCCUUCGAAACUCCCAGAACCCCUUCAGAUGUGGAAAUUUGGAACACCCACCCUUUGCCGGCAUCCAGGUGGCUUCACCUAGGGAACCCCCAAGACUGAGUGGCGACUGUGAGUGUACGUUUGGCUGGGGAAGUGGCCAGGAUUCUUGAGCACCAACGUUGCACUGGCCUUUCACGCGCCUCCACCAUCCUCACUAUGGUCCAGGGACGUAGGAACUGGCCUGCCCCUGUUCUGCUGAUGAAGCCACAGGUGCUCAAAGAGGCGAUGUGACCGGCCUAGAGGGCCAAAACCCAGAGCUGCGCCUGGGAGCACCCCCUCCUCCCCUUUCUCUAGCAUCAGAAGCAGCCCAGAUCCAACAAGAUCAGGGCCAAUGGAGGCAGGACUUCACCCAGGGCAGGGACCAAGAUGGAUUGGUUCUGCAGUGUCCCGGGACUCCGUGGGCUACAGAAGGCUCCAUCUUGAGGACAGGCUUGCUGAGUGAACGCCUGCUGGUGACAGCCUCAAGAACAAAGUACAUUAAGCCACCUUCUUCCCAGGAAAGAGAGAAAAGCGUCAAGUCCAUGGGGUGGUGAGCAGAGCAGUAAGGGGUUGGGGAGUGGAAACUGACAGAUAAGAUAGAUGUCCAGGGGAGAUAUAUUUCCUUCCCCAACUCCCAAUAUCCUCCUUGGGCCUGCAGAGGAGAUGGUGCCUCAGAUGAGGAGGCUGAGUCCCAGGGUACACUCAGACCAGGAAGGCAGGCAUCUCAGCAGUGACAAGAACAGGCUAAAGGACAAGAGCCCUACUCCAAUAUUCUGAGUUUGUGAGAACCCCAGGAUUUUACCACCCAGGUAGGUAAGGAGAAGAAUUUCCACAUCUCUGUAGAAUUGCAGCUGGGAGCAGAUUAAAUUUCAUUUAAAGAAAUAAACAUUGGCCAGGCAAGGGGGCUCAAACCUGUAAUCCCAGCACUUUGGGAGGCUGAGGCAGGUGGAUCACCUGAGGUCAGGAGUUUAAGACCAGCCUGGCCAACAUGGUGAAACCCCGUCGCUACUAAAAAUACAAAAAUUAGCUGGGCGUAGUGGCCGGCGCCUAUAAUCCCAGUUACUCGGGAAGCUGAGGCAAGAGAAUGGAAUCGCUUGAACCCAGGAGACGGAGGUUGCAGUGAGCUGAGAUCGCACCACUCCAGCCUGGUGACAAGAGUCAAACUCCAUCUCAAAAACAAAGAAAUAAACAUUGCUCAUAUCCCGUGUUGUGUGAUCCAAACCCAUUUAAUUUGAUAUUGACGGAAUACAUUGAUGAUGCCUGGCCUAGAAAGCCCCUCUGAGCUCUGGGGGUUUCAAAGGGGGAUUUAUUAGCUCUCAUAAUGCCAAUCCAAAGGCAGCAGACUUCAGGAUGUACCCGAUCCAGGAGCUCAGUCUCCACUCUGGUAGCAGUUCCAGACUGAGGAACAAAGAACAGUUGCCCCAGUCUCAUUGGCCUGAAUUGAACAUGCUUGUGCUGAGCCAGUUCCUGCAGUGAGGGAAGGUCUGCAUGGGUGCCUGAAGCAAGCACUGUGGCAAGGCAGGGGAAUUACCCUUCACCUAGAAGGUUGGCCUCUGGAGCAGAGGGGAGAUGUGGCAGCUAACAAAGUGAGGGUACUAUUGGCAACACUGUUGGUUGGCAGGUAACAAGGUCUUCCCCUGCCCCCUCCUGGACUGAGCAGCCGCUUAGAGCUAGCUUGAGAGCACGUGGGGCCUCUCCUCAUACAAACCUAGGUGGGAGCAGGCCUCGGACCAUUCCCUAAAGUUGUGGCCUGGGAGUAGGCAUUGUGUGAUAGAGUGAUGGCAAAAUGUCUGUGUAUCCCUGCCCCUUGCCUUGUGACUUUACACCUCCCAUCGAGAGGUGGAGUCUAUUCCCCCAGCCCUUGCAUCUGGUCUGGCCUAGUGACUUUCUUUGGCUAAUAGGGUGCAACAGAAGUGACCACGUGCCAGUUCUGAGCCUGGGCCUCAGGUGGCCUUGGGGCUCCCACUUGUUCUCUUGGAACCUUAGCCAGGCCCCAUGUGAGCAUGACUAGGGUGGCCUGCUGGGAUCAGAUACUAUGUGGAGGACACCAUCUCAGAGGCCAUCCUAGACUAGCAGAGCACAAAAUGAGAGGGCAGCCGGACAAGAACCUCCCCCCACCCCGCUGUCUUAUAGAUUCAUGAGCAACAAUAAAUGUCUGUCGUUCAAA